UGCCGUCUUAUUCCCCUCGCCGAGACGGUGAAGAAGCUCAGUGCGGUUUGCAUGGAGUGCCACUCCCGCUCUGCCUCCUUCACGUACCGCACUGUGUCCUCUGAGAAGCGGGAGCUCAUCGGUGGUGCUGACAUGUACAUUGCCGCCUGCAGAAGAUGCUUCAUCAGUAAGUCGCGAAAGCGGGCGCGGGCGGAGGCGGCCAGCUGCUCGGCGGAUAAACUGGAGGACGCUCCGCAAGACCUGGAGGCGGAGAAGCAGGAGGGCGUACUGCAAGACCAGGAGGCGGAACCAAGGACACCUUCAACAACGGAGGCGGGGGCGGCGGGAUUCCCGUCGCCGCUCAAAAUCGAUACAAAGGCCCCAGACGACGACAAGCACUGCACACCAAAGGAACGGCUUACGUGUGACUAA
This is a messenger RNA of Trypanosoma rangeli, 411 nucleotides long. RefSeq names its product thymidine kinase. The record is from RefSeq and is a predicted model, not a curated record. Lineage: Eukaryota; Euglenozoa; Kinetoplastea; Trypanosomatida; Trypanosomatidae. Gene Ontology annotation, molecular function: thymidine kinase activity; ATP binding. The transcript has a single exon. The annotation marks the transcript as partial. Gene Ontology annotation, biological process: thymidine metabolic process.